CAGGGUGGGAGGUGGCCUGGGCGGAGGGGGAGGCGCCGCUCGCUGGGAGGAGACUUGUACGCACCCCCCCCCCCCCGAUCCCCCUUUCUCGCCGGGCUCUGGGGGACCAUGGGCGGCUGAGGGGAGCCGAGCCCCGGGCGGCCGAGCCGGCGGCCAUGGCUGAGGAUUACUGGGACCCGCAGCAGCAGCGCUGAGCCCCCUGCAGCGGCAGCCAGGCGGCCCCAGUCCUGGCCCCACCAUGGAUCGGAUGAAGAAGAUCAAGAGGCAGCUCUCAAUGACCCUGCGGGGGAGCCGGACAGCCGAGAAGAACCUCAAUGAGCAGAUCAACAUCGAGGAGAACAACAGCAGCGACACCGGCCUGGCGGGGAAGAGCGUGCGUCCCUGGGGCGCCUCGCGCAGUGUCUAUUCCUUCCUGCAGCGCCGGCCGCGCCCGGGCGUGACCCGCAGCCUGAGCGCCCACCUCGCCCGUGCCAGCCGACUAGAGAUGGUGCAGGAGGACGUGAAGAUGGGCUCCGACGGGGAGAGCGACCAGGCGUCCGGCACCUCGUCCGACGAGGUCCAGUCCCCCGUGCGCGUCCGCAUGCGCCACGGCUCGGCCCGCAAGAUCUCCUCCGAGGACAUCAACAAGCGGCUCUCGCUGCCGGCCGACAUCCGCCUGCCCGAGGGCUGCCUGGAGAAGCUGGCGCUGAACAGCCCCUUGUUCGACCAGCCCCUCAGCCGGCGCCUGCGCCGCGUCUCGCUGUCUGAGAUCGGCUUCGGGAAGCUGGAGACCUACGUGAAGCUGGACAAGCUGGGAGAGGGGACGUACGCCACUGUCUACAAGGGCAAAAGCAAACUGACAGACAAUCUGGUGGCGCUGAAGGAAAUUCGCCUGGAGCACGAGGAGGGGGCGCCCUGCACGGCCAUCCGCGAAGUGUCCCUGCUGAAGGACCUGAAACAUGCCAACAUCGUCACCCUGCACGACAUCAUCCACACAGAGAAGUCGCUGACCCUGGUCUUCGAGUACCUGGACAAGGACCUGAAGCAGUACCUGGACGACUGCGGCAACCUCAUCAACAUGCACAAUGUCAAGCUCUUCCUGUUCCAGCUGCUGCGGGGCCUGGCGUACUGCCACCGGCAGAAGGUACUGCACCGCGACCUCAAACCCCAGAACCUGCUCAUCAACGAGCGGGGCGAGCUGAAACUGGCCGACUUCGGUCUAGCGCGGGCCAAGUCCAUCCCCACCAAGACGUACUCCAACGAAGUGGUGACGCUCUGGUACCGGCCCCCCGACAUCCUGCUGGGCUCCACCGAGUACUCCACGCAGAUCGACAUGUGGGGCGUGGGCUGCAUAUUCUAUGAGAUGUCCACGGGCCGCCCGCUCUUCCCUGGCUCCACUGUGGAGGAACAACUGCACUUCAUCUUCCGCAUCCUCGGGACCCCCACCGAGGAGACCUGGCCAGGGAUCCUGGCCAACGAGGAGUUCCGGUCCUACAACUACCCCAAGUACCGGCCUGAGGCCCUGCUCCAUCACGCGCCCAGGCUGGACAGUGAUGGAGCCGACCUGCUGGGGAAACUGCUCCAGUUCGAGGGGCGGAAGCGGAUGUCAGCGGCUGAGGCCAUGGGGCAUCUCUUCUUCCACUGCCUGGGCGAGCGUGUCACCAAGCUCCCGGACAGUGAGUGA
Messenger RNA from Chrysemys picta bellii (western painted turtle), 1663 nucleotides. The record is from RefSeq and is a predicted model, not a curated record. NCBI's taxonomy places the organism in Eukaryota, Metazoa, Chordata, Testudines, Emydidae.